Cucurbitaria berberidis CBS 394.84 is the source of this 1674-nucleotide messenger RNA. RefSeq names its product TPR-like protein. NCBI's taxonomy places the organism in Eukaryota, Fungi, Ascomycota, Dothideomycetes, Pleosporales, Cucurbitariaceae. The coding region runs from base 1 to 1674 and encodes 557 amino acids. Gene Ontology annotation, cellular component: intracellular anatomical structure. Gene Ontology annotation, molecular function: protein binding. The transcript is spliced from 2 exons. The record is from RefSeq and is a predicted model, not a curated record.
AUGAGCGUUGAUAAUAACUCAUACAAAUAUGACCUGGGCUCGUUUCACCGAGACAUCACCACGUCGAGUUCGAUCACACAGACGUGGUUCGAUCGUGGCUUAACCUGGAGUUAUGCAUUUCAUCAUGAGGAGUCAGCUCGAUGUUUUGAGAGGGCGAUCAGGGAAGAUCCAGACUGCGCGAUGGCUUAUUGGGGACUUGCCUUUGCCCUCGGACCGAAUUACAACAAGCCCUGGGACCUUUUCGAUGAGAACGAGCUUAAGUCGACGCUGGAGAAGAUCAACGAAGCGAACGAUAGUGCUAGCAACAAAAUUUCAGGGUCGACGGAACUGGAAAGGGCUCUAAUCAAUGCGAUACGAGUCCGUGUACCUAAAGGGUUGGAUGAAGCUGCGUUUCGCGCAUGUAACGAAGAAUAUGCGGAAGCUAUGAGCAGCGUCUACAAGCAAUUUGGAGACGACCUCGACGUUGCAUCUCUAUAUGCUGACUCGAUCAUGAAUUUAUCUGCAUGGGAUCUCUGGGACCUCAAAACGGGAGAGCCUACUCCCGGAGCACGGUCCCUGGAGGUUAAGGCCAUCCUAGAUAAGGCCUUGGGGCAACAAGGCGUAUACAAGCAUCCGGGAAUUCUUCAUCUAUACAUCCACCUCAUGGAGAUGUCGAAGACCCCGGAAGUAGCUUUAGUUGCCGCGGAUCAUUUACGCAAACUGAUUCCCGAUGCGGGCCAUCUGGUCCACAUGCCUUCACACCUUGACAUUCUUAUUGGCGACUAUCGGCGCGCUAUCGACUCCAAUGCUGAUGCAUGCCUUACAGAUGAGAAGUAUCUCGCUGAAUAUGGAGGCGACAAUUUCUACUCUUUUUACAGAUUGCACAACUACCACUCGCUCAUCUACGCUGCAAUGUUUGCAGGCCAGUCGAGAGUCGCUCUGGAUGCAGUCAGUCGCAUGGAGGCUUCAGUUCCAGAAUCGCUUCUCCGUAUCGAGAGUCCGCCUAUGGCAGAUUGGCUCGAAAACUUCGCGUCAGUCCGUGUACAUGUCUUAGUUCGUUUUGGGCGCUGGAAGGACCUGAUUGCUCUCGACAUGCCGCAUGAUAAAGAUCUGCACUGCGUGACGACCGCAAUGUUGCAUUAUGGGAAAGGGGUGGCGUUUGCGGCUACUGGCGAUAUUGAGAAGGCACAGAAAGAGCAUGAUGCACUGAAUGAAGCCGUAGACCGGAUCCCGUCUUCCCGCAUUUGCGGAGACUUCCCGAACCGCUCCAACGUAGUCCUCCGCGUCGGCGUAGCUAUGCUGGACGGCGAACUCGAGUACCGCAAAGGCAAUUACGAACUUGCCUUUGAACAUCUCGAGAAAGCCAUUGAGCUCGAUGAUGCACUCACUUAUGCGGAGCCAUGGCCCUGGAUGCAACCCACUCGGCAUGCGUAUGCCGCUUUACUGAUGGAGCAGGGUAGGGUAGAAGACGCCGCCGCUGCGUAUAAAGCAGACUUGGGAUUCGACGAUACUUUGCCAAGGGCGAGGCAACAUCCAAACAAUAUUUGGGCUCUGCAUGGAUACCAUGAGUGUCUUGUUACGUUGGGCAAGAAAGAUGAGGCAGCAAUUGUGGGCCAGCAGCUGAAGGUAGCUCAAGCGGUAGCAGAUGUAACAGUCAAGGCAAGCUGCUACUGCCGGGGAGCCGGAAAGGCAUAA